GCGACUACUUGCGGCCCCGAGUCUCUCUUUCAACCUUCACUCUACUGAAUCAGGAGGGGCACCUUCACCAAGCUCCGUGGUGCAUCGGCAGCGGCUUAAUAAUUAAAGGAAAAUACAAUAUUCUUCAGAAACAUCAUGUCCCUUCUGACUGUAAGCAGGCUAGCGCCUAGGCUCCUCAAUUCAAAGAACGCGGCCUGCGUCCUCGUGGCCGCCAGAAACGCCAGCGCGUCAGCGAACCUGAAGGAUGUUCUCUCAGACCUCAUCCCCAAAGAACAGAGCAGGAUCAAGAACUUCAAACAGCAGUAUGGCAAAACCAACAUCGGCCAGAUCACUGUGGACAUGGUAUACGGCGGCAUGAGGGGGAUGAAGGGCCUGGUGUACGAGACCUCUGUGCUGGAUCCAGAUGAGGGAAUCCGUUUCCGUGGAUACAGCAUUCCUGAAUGUCAACAGUUGCUGCCCAAGGCCCCCGAAGGCCAGGAGCCCCUCCCAGAGGGCCUGUUUUGGCUCCUGGUUACCGGGCAGGUCCCCACAGAGGAGCAGGUGAGCUGGGUGUCUAAGGAGUGGGCCAAGCGGGCGGCCCUCCCGUCCCACGUGGUCACCAUGCUGGACAACUUCCCCACCAACCUGCACCCCAUGUCCCAGUUCAGCGCCGCCAUCACCGCGCUCAACAGCGAGAGCAGCUUCGCCCGCGCCUACUCCGAGGGCGUCAACAAGGCCAAGUACUGGGAGUUCAUCUAUGAGGAUUCCAUGGACUUGAUCGCAAAGCUGCCGUGUGUGGCGGCAAAGAUCUACCGCAACCUGUACCGCGAGGGCAGCAGCAUCGGCGCCAUCGACUCCAACCUGGACUGGUCCCACAACUUCACCAACAUGCUGGGCUACAGCGAGCCUCAGUUCACCGAGCUCAUGAGGCUAUACCUCACCAUUCACAGUGACCAUGAGGGUGGAAACGUCAGUGCCCACACCAGCCACCUGGUGGGCAGUGCCCUGUCCGACCCCUACCUCUCCUUCAGCGCCGCCAUGAACGGGCUGGCAGGACCCCUGCACGGGCUGGCCAACCAGGAGGUGCUGGUGUGGCUGACGGCUCUGCAGAAGGAGCUGGGAGGGGAGGUGUCUGACGAGAAGCUGAGGGAUUACAUCUGGAACACGCUGAAGUCCGGCAGGGUGGUGCCGGGGUACGGCCACGCCGUGCUGAGGAAAACGGACCCGCGGUACACCUGCCAGCGCGAGUUCGCCCUCAAGCACCUCCCCGACGACCCCAUGUUCAAACUGGUGGCCCAGCUCUACAAGAUCGUGCCCAACGUCCUGCUGGAGCAGGGCAAGGCCAAGAACCCCUGGCCCAACGUGGACGCCCACAGCGGGGUCCUGCUGCAGUACUACGGCAUGACGGAGAUGAACUACUACACGGUGCUGUUCGGCGUGUCGCGGGCCCUGGGCGUCCUGGCCCAGCUGGUGUGGAGCCGAGCCCUGGGGUUCCCCCUGGAGCGCCCCAAGUCCAUGAGCACGGACGGGCUGAUGGCGCUGGUGGGGGCCAAGUCGGGUUAAAGAGCGGGACGGGGUCGGGGGGGAGGGGCGCGAGAAGGGGAGGAGGAGGAGGAAGAGCUGCAAGAUUACCCCUGGGGAGGGGGAUUCAAAGAGACAGUACGCUUUUAAAUGAGUUUCGAGAUAUAAUUGUAAAAAGGGCCUUUACAUUAGAUUGCAUUAGGUUACCAAGUAAAGUGGUAUUCGUUGAUAAAUGUUUUCACACAAAAAAACAGUUUUCAAAAAGAGAGAGGGAAGUUUUUUCUUUUUUUCUUUCUGUAUUUAUUCCCCCUUUUUGAAACAUCCCAUGCUUAAAACAGAGUUUUUAGAAAGUGCUUCUUUUCCACUGAGAACAUGCGCCAUUGGUUUGAAGUCUGGCAGCUUAAUUAAAAAGGAACCCUAUUCUUCCCUGGGUUCAGGGAGGCGACCAGCCAAUCGUGAAGCUCUCGUGCUCCACGCUGGCCAAUGGCGCAUGGUCUCGUGUCGCCGCAUCUCACCGAUGAGGUCUGUACCCCAACGCCGUGGUUUGGAAGCUUCUAGAAGCCCCGAGCCUGGCUCCGUUAAAAGGAGGGACCGCUGGUGAAGGGGGCCUUUCCUGCUGAAGCCGGGGCAAACGCUGAGACUGACACGGCGGGCCGCCGCGCGCUAAUCGCCAUCGCCACCGUUCUGACAUCAUGGCGUACGGAUCCCUUCAUGAGGAUGGGGGGUUUUCCGGAAGCAUCCGGCUCGUCAGAACCUGCAACCCUGUACGCACAACACAACCUCGCCACAACACACCACGCCCGUGACAUGGCUGCAGUCUUUACACACAGCGCUCACCUUAGUGUCCUCUGGUCCAGGGAGGCCCGGCGAGCGUACAUCCGCUCCCCUCUCAUUCGGUAUAACGCACACAGACGAAACUGACAGGGCAGAGGCUGGCAGCAGGCUGCUCCUGAGGGUCGGAGUUCUCUCGAACGGCGCUGCCAGCGUUUGCCGAAUCUCCACACCUCGCCAGCACGAACAAGGAAACUGAACCGAACGAAUUCUCCCGAAAAAAAGCUUUCCCGCGCGUCUUUGCCCCUGCUUCAGCCCGGACGGCCCGCGGCGGGAGAGCUCCCCGCCACAGCACUCCACGCUCGGCUUCCUGUCCCGGCUCCCGUUAGACUAAAGAUCAGGCCGUUUUUUUUUCUUCUUCUUUUUGUCCCCCCACCCCCCAGUUAAAUGGGUACUGCCCCUUUAAAUCGACGGUCUUCGUGAGGCUCUCCUGCCUCGGCGAGCCUCCCUUCUGGCCUCUGGCCCGCGCAGCCGCCUUCUCUGAUCAGAGUGACCUGCCGCUGGCCGCCUCAGUCGCUGCCUUUUAUGCCCGAAACCCGGAUGUGUUGGAAAAGUGUAAAGUGGGUAAGGUGUAACUAAUUUAAAUUAUAGCUCGGUUUGUGGAAAAGGGUACAGUGGGUGCUGGGUUUCUGGUUUCUUUUGCUUGAAGAGGCGGAGGUCAGUUUUCAGUUUGGUUGUUUCUUUUAUUCUCCCCUCAUCCCCCCCACCCCCCCACCCCCACCCCCACUUGAGAGCAGCCAGGAAACAUUGGGAAGGAGCAGUCCAGGAGUCCGUCUUGUGCGUUUGAAGCCAGUUUAAAUUUUUAGAGUUUAAAUGGUGUGUGUACUUUUUUUUUUUUUCUUGCUAAAUCGGAGCACUUCAGUGAUCUGCUACUCCUAAAUGAGCACUUGAGUCCUGGUCGCCAGUGGUCGCCCCUUGUUUGACGUAGUUCCCCCCUUUAGAUGACUUGGUUUGGUGUGCGAUAUCCAUGUUGUAAUGAAAAAAGAAUUGUUUAUUUUGUCUGCUUUUAAUUGGUGGUAUAAUAAUAAUUAGUAUUUUGCUGGUGCUCAACUGUAAUCUGACAGUGGUGUUGAGGCUGGAAUUCAGGUUUACACAAGCGCUCACACACACGUACGCAUGUACACACAGCAGGCUGUUCUACUCUUAUGUAGCUUAAUGAUUUAGUCGGCAUUAACAGGAAGAGGCUAGCCCUUUAAUCGGCUCUGUUUGUAAAUAACACUGUGCUGGCCAGUGAGGGGUGUAGGUAGGGGAGUCCCCCUGGACGGGCUGCUGUAGGCUGUACUCCUGGGCUGCUCUCGGGUCUAACGGGACGGGGAGCCCCCGUGCACCUUUACCUGUCUCCGCACAGGCCCUCAAACACUCCGCACCUGGGUGCACUCGAUUCCUUCUGCCUGAGUCUCGCUUCAGCGCUUCCCACUGCUCUGUGCUCGGUUAGUGAGGUCUGACGGUCCUGUUUUUCUCGUGUGGCGUGUGGCCUGCUGUCUCUUUCUCUCUCUCCCUCACGCACUGUGUGUGUGCGGGUCUGCGUGUGUCGGCGUGUGCGUGUCUGUCCAGUUUAUAUCCGUGUGGUUUUGGUCCCAUUGUGAGGUCACAGCGCAGGUUACUCUGAUUGGAUAAUGCAGUGAAGACGAGGGUGGAGGCGGCGAGGGGUGCAUUGAGGUGGGAAUAAUAAGGGGGAACUGUAGAGGGACAGGGAAUUGGGCUUGGAAGGGAGGGCAAUGCAUAGGAGUAAAAAAUGGAAAAUGCAACAAAAAAAAUGAAAACCAAUAAAUGUUUUUAUUAACGAA
This is a messenger RNA of Anguilla rostrata (American eel), 4118 nucleotides long. It is a transcript of the gene cs, whose product is annotated as citrate synthase. The record is from RefSeq and is a predicted model, not a curated record. Bases 136 to 1542 code for a protein of 468 amino acids. The transcript has 11 exons. Gene Ontology annotation, cellular component: mitochondrial matrix. Gene Ontology annotation, biological process: tricarboxylic acid cycle; citrate metabolic process; carbohydrate metabolic process. NCBI's taxonomy places the organism in Eukaryota, Metazoa, Chordata, Actinopteri, Anguilliformes, Anguillidae.